Molecule: messenger RNA, 3068 nt
Organism: Cajanus cajan (pigeon pea)
Lineage: Eukaryota; Viridiplantae; Streptophyta; Magnoliopsida; Fabales; Fabaceae
Product: protein TRANSPARENT TESTA 9
Biological process (GO): vacuolar transport; endosomal transport; regulation of autophagosome maturation
Cellular component (GO): late endosome; Golgi apparatus
Source: RefSeq, a predicted model, not a curated record
UAAUAUACUUGAACCUUCACUUAAAAUUCGAAACGUGGGUUUUCAGUCUUGUUCAUUAGCUAGCGUUGCUUGAACCGAACUGAAGGUAUUUCCAAAAUCCAAAACCAAAGUGUUUUCAGCAACUCAAGAUGAUUGAAGAACCCUAAUCUCUAUCUGAUCACACUAGAAACGCAUUUACUAUCCUCAUCUGAAGCAGCUCGGAAGGAUCGAGCAGUUUCAAUUUCGAUGCAUGGUGAAUUCAAUUGAGCUCAAUUUCAAGGUUUGAUUCUUCAACCAUGUGGUAUUCCUUCUGGAAACCAAGAGAUCGUUUCUCCUUGGAUCAACUCAGGUACUUAACCGAUCAGUUGACAAAAGUACAAAUUAUUAAUGAGGUUAAUAAGGGUUUUGUUGUUGAGGCGCUGAGAUCAAUUGCGGAGUUGAUAACAUAUGGCGACCAACAUGACCCAAGCUUUUUUGAUUUAUUGUGUCGUAGCUUGUGACAGAUUCUUCAUGGAAAAACAAGUCAUGGGUGAGUUUUUACGUGUUCUAAAACUCAGCAGGACUUUAAGCGUUCCACUUCAGUUGCUGCAAACAGUGAGCAUUAUGGUCCAGAACCUAAAAAGUGAACACGCUAUAUACUAUAUGUUUAGUAAUGAACAUAUAAACUACCUGAUAACUUAUCCGUUUGAUUUUCAAAAUGAAGAGCUGCUGUCUUACUACAUAUCCUUUUUAAGAGCAAUAAGUGGAAAAUUGAACAGAAAUACGGUUUCACUGCUUGUGAAGACUCAUGGUGAUGAAGUAGUUUCAUUUCCACUGUAUGUUGAGGCCAUACGCUUUGCUUUUCAUGAGGAGAGCAUGGUUCGCACAGCAGUACGAGCUGUGACACUUAAUGUUUAUCAUGUUGGAGAUGACUCUGUUAAUAGAUAUAUAACCAGCACACCUCACAAAGAUUACUUCUCUAACCUGGUUUCAUUUUUUAGGAAGCAGAGCAUGGAUUUAAAUAAACUGCUAAAUCCCAGACCAGAUUCAAUCUCUACAAUUAUUGCUGCUGUAGAUGAAAUUGAGGAUAAUCUGUACUACUUUAAUGAUGUCGUCUCUGCUGGAAUUCCUGAUGUUGGGAGGAUAAUUACAGACAGCAUUUUGAUCAUUUUGAUAUUUCCAUUACUUUUUCCUUCCCUGAGGAUCGGGCCUGAUAAGGAAAUGCAAGAUGGUGUUGUCACUUCUCUGUACUUACUUUGUUGCAUCUUGAGGAUUGUCAAAAUCAAAGAUUUGGCAAAUAUCAUAGCUGCUGCUCUUUUUUAUCCCUUAGAGGCCUUUACAAAGAGUUCUGGGGGUAAACUCAGUGGCUUUAUAUCUGAUCGUGGUUUCACAUUUGAAUGCCAAGUGCCAGAUAAUCUUACCAAAUAUGAUACAAGACACUCAAUGGUUAAUGUUCCAUAUUCUUCUAGUUCUCCAGGUCUUCAUUCAGAUGGUGGUGUUUUGCAAAAUGAUUGUAGCAGUUCAAAUUUGUCUUUAAGGGAGGCUUUGCUUGAGUAUGUAAUAAAAGGAAAUGAUAACCUAGUUUUGGGUUCUUUGAGUGUGCUUGCAACUCUGCUGCAAACUAAAGAACUUGACGAAUCAAUGUUAGAUGGGCUUGGAAUUCUUCCACAACGCAAACAACACAAGAAAAUGUUAUUGCAAGCUUUAGUUGGUGAGGCUUCAGGUGAAGAGCAGCUUUUUUCAUCGAAAAGUAGCUUUAGUAGGGAUGGCAUUGGUAAUGAUAUCAAUGUCUAUCAUAAAAAGAUCAAGGAGCAGUAUGGAGUAUCUUUUCUGCCUUCUGAUGUGGGAAUAAGCUCUCUUGUACAUAGAUUUCAGGUGAUUGAUGCAUUGGUGAUCCUCUGUUGCCGCUCUAACAUAUCUGCAGAGGUACUAUGGGAUGGCGGUUGGCUUCUGCGCCAGUUGCUUCCUUACAGUGAGUCAGAAUUCAACAGCCAUCACCUUGAAUUACUGAAAGCUUCUCACGAGAAACAUGCUUCUGCUCUUGUAGAGGAGGUUAGAGGUAUCUGGCCUGACUUCCUUAUUUCCAUUCUCUGUGAUGAAUGGAGAAAAUGCAAAAGAGCAAUGGAGUCAUCAUCUCCUCGGAAAGAACCAAAGUGCAUACUUUUGCCACCACGAAAGAAUUCUUCAGAAGGUGGUAUUCCAGAGGGGUCAUCUUUUGCUGCUGGAGAAAGAAUGCAUGAGUUGAUGAAGGUAUUUGUACUACUGCACCAACUUCAAAUAUUCACUCUUGGUAGAGCUUUAUCUGAGCAACCUAAAAUUUACCCUCCUGGUGAUCUCCUUGAAAAUUGCCGUGCCCAGGGUUCUGGGCUUGACGUGUCAGGUCCAAAGGCAGGCUCUGAAAUCAGACUUGGCAACGCCGUGCCUUGUAGAAUAGCUUUUGAGAGGGGCAAGGAGUGCCAUUUUUGCUUUCUAGCAAUUUCUUUAGGAAUAUCUGGGUGGCUUGUUCUCGCAGAGGAAUUGCCACUGAAGAAGUCCUAUGGAGUGGUUCGGGCUGUUGCACCUUUGGCCGGGUGCAAUCCCAGGAUUGAUGAUAAACAUGCAACUUGGUUACACUUGCGGAUUCGCUCAUCCUCUUUACCCUUUCUCGAUCCUGUCCAUUUCAAAGACUACGGGAAGAAGAAAAUAAAAGCUUCGGUAGAUGGCAGAUGGACAUUGGCGUUCAGAGAUGAGGAGACUUGCAAGUCAGCUUUUAUCAUGAUUGUCGAAGAGAUGAAUCUUAUGAGUGAUGAGGUUCAUAGAAGAAUAAAACCUUUGCUCAGCCUUGAAACUGCAAUAGAUUUAUCAAGCUCGUCUGUAUGUAUUCCAGAGGAUUCCUCAUCGUAUAGAACACAUCCAAAUUAAUUUCGUCACCCUUUUGUACAUGACUCCAAAUUGCCUUCUACAUAGUGUCAUUCUUUUUUGUAUACUAGCUCCGUAUAAUUUUUCACUAUUACGGGUAAGUUUCGCAACCAAUGUAAAUAUGAGGGGACCUCAAAGGAUCUCGUAUAGAUGUGUGUUUUUCUUGUUUGGAACGUCUUCGUAAUUUUUGUAUAGUAGUGUGUUAACGCUAA